Molecule: messenger RNA, 636 nt
Organism: Clonostachys rhizophaga
Lineage: Eukaryota; Fungi; Ascomycota; Sordariomycetes; Hypocreales; Bionectriaceae
Source: the annotation of a GenBank genome assembly
AUGGCCGAGGCAGUGAGUGUCGCAGCGAAGCAGCUGCCAAAAUUCAAGCUCGGCAAGAAACAAGUAUUUCUGCCCAACCAUGUAAUCACUUUUUUACGAAAAGACCACCUUCCGCCAAACGAAGCCUGCUUCCACGUUCCUCUCACAUUCACCAAAUUUGACCUGCGCGACUACCUAUGGAAUCUAUACAAUGUCGAGGUCACCAAGGUUCGCUCCUAUGUUAAGGAGUUGCCUCUCACACAAAAGCCCGGCACACGCCUGUGGUACCGCCCACGAGCGCAGAAGAUCAUGACAGUCCAGCUUGCCAAGCCAUUCCAAUGGCCUGAGGUCCCCACCAACACAGAGGCCUGGAGCAAGGACAUGUUCGACCUGCGGGAGGAGAAAUACGAGGAGAACAACAAGGCACAGACCGAGAAGCAGAAGAUGCAGCUCCCAAUGAAGAGCAGACAACCCAUCACCCAUGAAAGGAAGGAAUUGUCAAAGCUGGCUAAACAAAUGUUGUCGGGCAACGUGAAGUGGUCUAACGAUGUCAUCUUGGAUCCAAAGUGGGACAGUAUUCUGGAGCAGGCUACGCAACAGAAGCAGACAAAGGAGGAGUCAAAGGAGACAGAGCCACAAGAGCAAAAGAAGCCUUAG